This is a messenger RNA of Chrysochloris asiatica (Cape golden mole), 687 nucleotides long. It is a transcript of the gene RGS9BP, whose product is annotated as regulator of G protein signaling 9 binding protein. The transcript has a single exon. NCBI's taxonomy places the organism in Eukaryota, Metazoa, Chordata, Mammalia, Afrosoricida, Chrysochloridae. Gene Ontology annotation, biological process: G protein-coupled receptor signaling pathway; detection of light stimulus involved in visual perception. The coding region runs from base 1 to 687 and encodes 228 amino acids. The record is from RefSeq and is a predicted model, not a curated record. Gene Ontology annotation, cellular component: neuron projection; photoreceptor outer segment.
AUGGCGAGAGAGGAGUGCAAGGCACUUCUGAAUGCUCUCAACAAAGUGAUCGCGUACUACCACCACCAAGUGCUGACCGUUGGUGGCUCUGGGGAUUCGCGGAACCUGCGUGAGGAUCUGCAAAAUACUCGACAGAAAGCUCAGGAGCUGGCUGUGGCCACUCGCAUCAGGCUGACGAUGGCGCUGCGUGACCAGGACCUGGGCACGGAGGAACGCGCCGAAUUUGAGUGCUUGUGGGUGGCUUUCUCCGGCUGUCUGGACUUACUGGAGGUGGACAUGCAGCGCGCGCUGGCAUUGGGUGCUAUGUUCCCGCUGCACUCGCCAGGGAGGCCAUUAGUAUGCACAGGCUUGAAGGCUAACUGCUUGAGCACUCACAGCCUGCGGCACGAGGCCCACAGUGACUUAGACGUGGCCAAUUUACGUGAUCUGGAGCGCGAGAUCCUCCAUGUGCGUGAGAUGAUCCAUGACAUGGAGCUGAAGGUCAACGUUCCACUCUGGACCGUGCAGACUCGGCAGGCGUCGAGUGCGGAGGUCUUGGCCAGCACGGGUGCCUCCUCAGCCGGCAGUGUAUCCGUGGAGGACCACACAGAGCCUUGUGAUCUGAGCAAGGCCCUAGCCGCCACCCUUUUCGGUGCAGUGCUGCUGGCGACCGUAGUCUUGGCUGUGUGUGUGGCAAAGCUGAGCUGA